AUGUCAGACCAAAACAGCACAACACCGAGGGUUUUUAUCGCCCGUCACGGCGAAACCGAAUGGACGAUCAACGGGCGAUGCACGGGCAAGUCGGACAUUCCACUCACGGCUAACGGUGUUGGUCAAGUUCGAGGCACCGGCGAGCUACUUGUGGGACAUGGAAAGCUCAUUAACCCAUCCAAAAUCGCCCAUGUAUUUUGCAGCCCACGUCAACGCGCUCAGAGCACGCUCGAUCUGCUUCUUGGCGAUGCGCAGAAAAAUGAAUUUUUGAAGCAGGGGAAAAUCACUACCACAGAGGAUAUCGCUGAAUGGGAUUACGGUGAUUACGAAGGAGUGACGCCGCAUGACAUACGCGCGCAGAGAAAGGAGAAGGGGUUGGACACCGCCAAGGCCUGGGAUAUUUGGACAGAUGGGUGUGAAGGUGGAGAAUCCGCGGAGCAAGUUCGUGAGCGUCUAGACCGCCUGAUUGAAACGAUAUACAGUAUACAAAAACCCCACAUGAAUGGUGGAGCUGCUGCGGACAUCUUGAUAGUUGCUCAUGGUCACAUUCUUCGUGCCUUUACAAAGCGCUGGCUGAAAUAUCCAAUGGAUUUUCCUUUCACAAUGAUGAUGGAACCAGGCGCUAUUGGAAUUAUGAGUUACGCGCACCACAACAUCUCAGAGCCUUCGAUAUUGAUCGGCAUGGGAUUUCCCCAGAAGGCCUAG
Messenger RNA from Penicillium angulare, 705 nucleotides. Its product is annotated as histidine phosphatase family protein. The transcript is spliced from 4 exons. NCBI's taxonomy places the organism in Eukaryota, Fungi, Ascomycota, Eurotiomycetes, Eurotiales, Aspergillaceae. The record is from RefSeq and is a predicted model, not a curated record. The coding region runs from base 1 to 705 and encodes 234 amino acids. Gene Ontology annotation, molecular function: sedoheptulose-bisphosphatase activity. Gene Ontology annotation, biological process: ribose phosphate biosynthetic process.